AUGGAUCCAGCAACAAUCAUUCAACUCGUCGAGGGAUCGCUGAGUUUGGCAUUGCAAUGCGGCCAAGCCACAAAGACGCUAAGCGACAUUGCUGCGAAAUACAAGUAUGCUAAGCUUACAAUUCUCAGCAUGGUCCAGGGUUUGGAUACCAUUCAGUUGGCAUGGAGCCAGAUUGGUGACUGGUCUCAGAAAUAUAUACCCGAAACGGCCGGAGACGGCGAAGUUCUCCUACAAAGGCUGCAGCGGUCUCUAGAGAACGGCAUAAUCAUAAUGGAUGCUCUGGAGGGAGAUCUAAAACCCUACCAAAGCAAUAACCUGAGCUUUAUGCAGCGCUCAAAAGCCAUCCGGAAACGAAAACACUCUCCGCGGCCACCAAGAUCGGAUCAGCCACCAGGCGCUGGCUAUGACUUGCUUGCUGCAGGCUAUACAGCUCAAGUCCUCACUGGCUAG
Molecule: messenger RNA, 450 nt
Organism: Letharia columbiana
Lineage: Eukaryota; Fungi; Ascomycota; Lecanoromycetes; Lecanorales; Parmeliaceae
Exons: 1
Coding region: 1-450 (149 amino acids)
Source: RefSeq, a predicted model, not a curated record